Pteronotus mesoamericanus is the source of this 412-nucleotide messenger RNA. RefSeq names its product phospholipid phosphatase 4 (gene PLPP4). The record is from RefSeq and is a predicted model, not a curated record. Lineage: Eukaryota; Metazoa; Chordata; Mammalia; Chiroptera; Mormoopidae. The transcript has 3 exons. The coding region runs from base 1 to 291 and encodes 96 amino acids.
AUGCGUGAGCUGGCCAUUGAGAUAGGGGUCCGAGCCCUGCUCUUCGGGGUCUUCGUGUUUACAGAGUUUUUGGAUCCAUUCCAGAGAGUCAUCCAGCCGGAGGAGAUCUGGCUGUACAAGAAUCCUCUGGUGCAGUCCGACAACAUCCCGACCCGCCUCAUGUUUAUUCCUUUGUUGGCGGAGUCAUCGGCCUCAUUCUUGCCUACAUUUGCUACAGACAGCACUACCCGCCCCUGGCCAACACAGCUUGUCACAAGCCCUACGUCAGUCUCCGAGUCCCGACCUCGCUGAAGAAAGAGGAGAGCUCGCCUGCUGACAGCGCGCCCACCCUGCCGCUGGAGGGGAUCACCGAGGGCCCUGUAUGACCAGGGCCCCGGGGGACGGACGAUGAGCCCAGGCGCACCCUCCCACC